GAUGAUGGUGAUGAUGGUUGUGGAGAUGAUGAUGGAGGAGGAGGAGGUGAUGAUGUCCUCUACAUCAAAGAAGAGGACAUGGAGACAGACUGCGACGAUGAUGAUGAUGACGAUGCUUUGGAGGGCCGCAUUUUGCACGACGGCUCCACCGUGAGGUCCGGGCCGGCCGUGGCCUCCUGGCGAGGGCGAGGAGCCACGCCGGGCGUCGCCGAGAUCGAGGUGGAGGUGGAGAGCGACGACGGCGACGACGGCGCCGCGCUCGGCGGCGGCGGCGGUGGCGGCGGCCUCACGGGACGAGAGAGCGAGGAGGUCUACCGCAGCGAACUCGCCAGGGAGUUUGGCCUCCAGCCUCGCAUGCGGUUGCGGUCGAUGCGGACGAACGCCGGCAAGGGCCGCCGACAGCGGCGGCGGCAGCAGCAGCAGCAGCAGCAGGUCCUGGGCGACCCCUGCGCCUACGGAGCGGACGACGCCGACGGUGACGGCGACGACGCCGGCGACGGUAACGGUGACGCCGAUGACGCCGACGCGUCGGAUCCCCGGCCUCCGCUGAAACCGCAGCACCACCACCACCAGCACCAGCACUCGCACGCCUGCCCCGACUGCGGCAAGGAGUUCGCGACGCCCAAGAGCCUCCGGCGCCACCGCAAGAUCCACAUGGACGUGAAGCCCUACCAGUGCCCGGCGUGCGACAAGGGCUUCGUGCGCCCCUCCACCCUACGCAGCCACAUGUGGAUCCACACGGGCGAGAAGCUCUUCAAGUGCCCCGCGUGCGGCAAGAGCUUCACGCAGUCCUCCUCGCUGCAGUACCACGCGCGGACACACGCCGCCGAGGAGGAGGAGGAGGAGGAGCGGCGGCGGCGGCGUCGGCAGCUCCGCGCCCGCGGCUCCCCCCCGGCGGACGAGGCCGCCUCGGCCGACGACGCCGACGCGCGGGCGGCGGCGGCCGCGGCGGCCAGGCCGUACGCGUGCUUCGUGUGCGGCAAGGGCUUCACCCUCCCCAAGGUCCUCAAGGACCACAUGAUGACGCACACCGGCGAGAAGCCGCACGGCUGCCCCGUGUGCGGCAAGCGCUUCAUCCAGUCGUCGGCGCUGCAGAGGCACGCGUGGACGCACACGGACGAGCGGCCCCACCUGUGCCCCGUGUGCGGCAAGGGCUUCACCGUGCCCAAGUUCCUCAAGGACCACCUGAUGACGCACACGGGCGAGCGCCCCUACGCGUGCUCCUUCUGCGGCAAGGGCUUCAUCAAGCAGCUCAACCUGGUGUGCCACUGGGACUCUGGGACUCCCGGCCCCGCUGCCCUUGUAAGGGCGGCGGGGCCGAGGAAGCCAGAGGUCUAG
Petromyzon marinus (sea lamprey) is the source of this 1338-nucleotide messenger RNA. The record is from RefSeq and is a predicted model, not a curated record. NCBI's taxonomy places the organism in Eukaryota, Metazoa, Chordata, Hyperoartia, Petromyzontiformes, Petromyzontidae.